AUGUGUUGGUGAUAUACCCAAGAGCCCAUCAUCACAAUACGGUUUAAAGGCCCAAGUGGAUAUUAAUCCAAGUGGAAUUAGGGUUACUAAUGGGCCUAUGAGAUAGAAGCCCAUUAGUACGCCCUAUAUAUAUGAGGGAGGGGCUAGGGGGGCGAUGACCUGAGCCGCGCCACCUCCCUAGCCGCCGCCCCUCCCUCUCUCUCGGCCGCCGCCCUUGCCGUGCGUGCGGUGCUAGCACACCGACGUCCGGCGUUUCAUCCCCGUACGUGUGGACUCCGUGGAGGCGCUACUGCGACUGCUGCGCUGAUCGGCUGCUGGGAUCAAGUACGAGGAGCUCGGUUCGUGGGACGUGAUCGACUACUUCCUCUACAUCGACGCGCGACUUCUUCCGCUGCGCUGCGCGUCUAGUGGUAACGAUCUAUGAUCUUCUACUCGCAAGUAUCUUGGGUUUAUGCGGUAGUGAUGCUAGCGUAGCCUACCCGUUUCCCUACAGUGGUACCAGAGCCAUCUUGCGUAGUUUUUGGUCUGGAUCUUUUGCAUAUAGGUGAUAUGUUGUUGUAGUAGAUUGGAUCUAUUACUUUUGCACGGUUUGAUUAGAUCAAUUGGUCAUAAGGGGUUAAAACUGGAGCGAGUUGAUUGCGCGGCAUGUGACAAAAAAUUAGUUUGUGUUCUUUCUCUGUUAUGCAUACGACAUGUCCCUACCGGCUGGAAUCACCAUCGGGACUAACUGUGUGCAUAGUCAGCAGAUUGAACCAACAGAUCAAGGUCAUGUGUAGAUGCAGUCUUCUCAAGUGCAAAGUUUGCACGGUCAAGGUGAUUGACCUAGUGAAAAUUGAGGCAUUAUGAAUGGCUCGGAUUUGAGGUGAUGCGAUCACUCUGAUGAGAUUUUCAUAGGGAUUCCAUAGAUUUUCAUAGGGACCGCCGUUGCUUUCUCGCUGUAGCGGCUUCCCAAGCGCUACUUUGGUAGAACACGUCGUACGCCUAACUUGUUUUUGCAGGGUGUGAUGUGAAUGGUAUGGCCUCAAUGUCAUGUGAUGAUUUGUGCGACCUGCGUGUCGCAAGUUAACACAACCGGGUUGAGGUUGCACCAUUAUUGUAUAACGACCUGCGUGUCGACUUGUGAUGUUUGAAUCCUCAUGUAAUUAUUUCACUAGCUAUUAGAUGUAGUAGCUUAGUAUCGUUUCAUGGAGGUUUCAAUCAUGAUGGCGAUGAUGAUCAACACAAGACAGGACGGAUGGCAAUGGAGGUCACCUUGGAGCCAUGACGAUGGAGCCCAUUGUGAUGCAAGAGGCCAUACUAUUCACAAUAUAAUAUGAUUAUAUGCCUGUGAUGUUUAUUUUCCUGUCAUACUAUUCUUUCAUGCUUUUACAUAUGGUGGAUGCUUUAAUCAUGAUAGAAUAGCUUCCCUCAGAAAAGUUUGAGUUUUUGAUGCCUUUUACCAAUAGAUGCACCUAUAAAUUUUGAUCGUUGUGUGGUAGGUUUACCAAAGUAGAGUACCCUCAGCUAUCACUUUUGUAUAGGGUGGAUGUCGGACAUUCACAAGCAUAGUAUUGGUUUACUCAGCAAAGCUAUCAAAACAGUUUUGGGCUUUAAGGCAUAGGGUUGGGGCCGGGGCAUUGGAUGCCACCCAACAAACAAGAGUCGCAUAGAGAUGUGAUUAGUAAUUUGUUACUUACCUGUAUCACUACUUUUCUAGCCGUGAUGCUAAAGCUCACUAGAAUUUUAGUGAUUAUGGAUCUUGAACCACUAUAUGUCAUUAGAGGGAAGAUGACUUUGAUAUAGUAGGUUGUCUUUUGUUAAAUCAGUUAAUGAAAGUCUUUACAUAAACUUAGUGCUGAAAUCUUGCUUUACUUUAAUGUUGUAGAUCAUGUCUGCCAGUAACAAUUCCGCUUUCAAUUUGCGUUCUGUUCUUGAGAAAGAAAAGUUGAAUGGAACAAACUUUAUUGAUUGGUACCGCAACCUGAGAAUUGUUCUCAGGCAAGAGAAAAAGGAGUAUGUUCUUGAGCAGCCAUAUCCUGAUGAUCUCCCUGACAAUGCAACUGCUGCUGAUCGCAGAGCUUAUGAGAAGCACUGCAAUGACUCACUUGAUGUCAGCUGUCUGAUGCUCGCCACCAUGUCCCCUGAUCUGCAGAAGCAGUAUGAGCAUGCGGAUGCUCAUACCAUGAUCGAGGGGCUGCGUGGGAUGUUUCAGAACCAAGCCAGGACUGAGAGGUUCAAUAUCUCAAAGUCCUUGUUUGCGUGCAAGCUGGCAGAAGGUAGCCCAGUCAGUCCUCAUGUGAUCAAAAUGAUUGGUUACAUUGAGACUUUGGAUAGACUUGGUUCUGAACUUCACCAAGACUUGGCUACUGAUGUUAUUCUCCAGUCGCUCCCGGUGAGCUAUGAGCCUUUUAUCAUGAACUUUCAGAUGAAUGGCUUGGAUAAAACAUUGAGUGAGUUGCAUGGGAUGCUAAAAACAACAGAGGAGAGCAUUAAGAAGAAUCCGAAUCAUGUGAUGAUGAUUCAGAAGGGGAACAAAAAGAGGAAGCGUUGGACGCCUCCUAAUCCCAAAGGUAAAGGCAAGGAAAAGAGUUCCGGUGGUGAGUCUUCGGGCUCUAAGCUAAAGCCAGCACCUAAGGCCAAAUCUGGUCCUACUUCUGAAGAUGAAUGCUUCCACUGUCAUGAAAAGGGAUAUUGGUCUAGGAACUGCAAGAAGUACUUGGAAGAAAAGAAGAAGAAGAAGGGAAGUGAGACUUCCACUUCAGGGUCUAAGUGAGACUAGAAGAUUUGCAAGAGGCGAGUUGGACGUUCGGGUCGGCAAUGGCGCAAAGGUUGCGGUGUUGGCGGUCGGCACCUACCACUUGUCUCUACCCUCCGGAUUAGUUUUGGAAUUAAAUAAUUGUUAUUGCAUUCCUGCUUUGAGCAAGAACAUUAUUUCUUCUUCAUGUUUGGAAGAAGUUGGUGAUUUUAAGAUUGUAAUUGAGAACAAACAUUGUUCUAUCUUUUGCAAUGGUAUUUUUUAUGC
Messenger RNA from Panicum virgatum (switchgrass), 3001 nucleotides. RefSeq lists its product as uncharacterized. The record is from RefSeq and is a predicted model, not a curated record. The transcript is spliced from 2 exons. Gene Ontology annotation, molecular function: nucleic acid binding; zinc ion binding. Bases 1868 to 2752 code for a protein of 294 amino acids. NCBI's taxonomy places the organism in Eukaryota, Viridiplantae, Streptophyta, Magnoliopsida, Poales, Poaceae.